CGAGACUCUUCCUCAAGCCACGUAUGGAUGAAAAUCUCUGGUUAGAGAAGUUGCUUUCCACUCUCUGACUAUGCAGCCGAAAAAAAAUCCACUUGGGUUUAUCCAUUUUGGAGUUGAAGCUCAUGAAUAAUCCUUCAUAAAGAAACCCAAAAGAAAAGUCUGUGCUUUGAUUCUGAAGUUUCCAUCCUUGCCAUGUCAACAGGUUUACAAAUUUGCAUCAAUUUCUCCGCCUUCAGCAGCUUGUGUAAUGAUUCGUGCAAGAAGCAAAGCUAUUCUGGGUUGAAGCUGCCACAACCCAUCAAAUUUUACUGUCUUUCAAGGACAAAGAAUGGUGCCUUUCAUCAAAAUGAGUUCAAAUUGAGGAGUGGUGGGAUGAGAUGGUCUUUCUUGCGAGGGAGCGGGGGUGGAGCUGGGGUUUUUUUGAGGGAUGAGAGGUGGAGGAGGAAGAGAAGAGUGGUUGUGGUUGGGUUUAAUCAGGGUUUUGGGUUUAAUGGUGGUGGCGGUGGUGGUGGGAAAGAUGAUGGUGGCACUGCUAGGAUUUUGGGCAAUCUUGCUCUGGCAAUUGGGUUGACGUAUCUUUCAGUGACUGGGCAGCUUGGUUGGGUUUUGGAUGCUAUUGUUUCCAUUUGGCUCAUCGCUGUGCUUUUACCAAUCGUGGGCUUAGGAGCUUUUCUAUGGUGGGCAGGAAGGGAUAUAGUUCAAAGCACUUGUCCAAACUGUGGAAAUGAAUUUCAGAUUUUUAAGUCUCUUAUGAACAACGAUUUGCAGUUGUGCCCCUACUGUAGUCAACCAUUCUCAGUGGAGGAUAAUAAGUUUAUAAAGGAACCUGUGAAAUUCUCCAACCAAACUACAACAUUCGAGCAAGCAUUCAGUGACUUCUUUCCUGGCUCUAAGAAAGGAAAGGAAUCUUCCACAGCUGUAGUUGACGUUGAAGCAGAAAUAAGGGAUGCAGAAUGAUUCCUUCCAGCCAUACAACUCCUGGCCGCUCGAUAUUUAUAAGGCAUUAUAUCUCUCCAGGUGCUGCCCUUGCAUGUUAGUUGUUACAUCAGGUAUAUUCUUGUUGGAACAGAAUAAAGAUGGCCAGACUCAUGCUGCCGAGAAAUGCAGCAGCCUCAGUGAAGAAGCUUUUGACCAAGAUGAUGUCUUUCUGCCAUACCUUUUGUACAUUAGUUUUUGGUACACAGACUCCAUGAUCUUUUCCCUAUGGUAUUGUGUAUUUUUUGAACUUGUAGGGCACAUAAAAAAAAAAAAAAAUUGGCCACAUCACCUAGGGCUUUGUAAUAAUUUGCUCCAGCAGCUUGAUGAAUUUCAAUGCUUAAGAAUGUCUCUUUUUAUCUUUA
This is a messenger RNA of Vitis riparia (riverbank grape), 1340 nucleotides long. RefSeq lists its product as uncharacterized. Bases 193 to 957 code for a protein of 254 amino acids. NCBI's taxonomy places the organism in Eukaryota, Viridiplantae, Streptophyta, Magnoliopsida, Vitales, Vitaceae. The record is from RefSeq and is a predicted model, not a curated record. The transcript has 7 exons.